This is a messenger RNA of Solea senegalensis (Senegalese sole), 3297 nucleotides long. RefSeq names its product GTPase IMAP family member 8. The coding region runs from base 195 to 3020 and encodes 941 amino acids. The record is from RefSeq and is a predicted model, not a curated record. NCBI's taxonomy places the organism in Eukaryota, Metazoa, Chordata, Actinopteri, Pleuronectiformes, Soleidae. Gene Ontology annotation, molecular function: GTP binding. The transcript is spliced from 5 exons.
CUUCACAGUCGACUGCACGUUUAUCUGAUUACGCAUUACAGACAACCUUCAGACUCAUCAAAAACAUAAAACAAACGUCUGCUGCUUCCACUCCUUCAGCAGCUUUUCCACAAAGAACGAUGAAACACGAAUGUGACUUGAGCUGAAUGUUUCUUUUUUAAACCGACCAGCUUAUAAACGACACCAAAUGAGAGAUGGCAACCUGCAAGCUUUUAACAUGGGAAGGUUGGUGCACAUCUCAGUUAAACAUCAUCCUUCUUGGUGGCAGAAACUCAGGAAAGAGCUCUGUUGGGAACCUGCUCUUGGGAAAAGAGGAGUUUGUCACCAAAGAGAGGACCUCCUGCUCUCGGAGAGUGGGCAUGGUGGCCGGUCAGCGGGUCACAGUUGUGGACACCCCAGGCUGGUGGUGUGAUUUCUGUGCUCAGGACACAUGUGAGCUGGUGAAGAGGGAGAUUGUAAGCAGUGUUUCUCUUUGCUCGCCAGGCCCGCAUGUAUUUCUGAUCACCAUCAAGGUGAGCUCGGCCUUCUCGGAGAGGCGUCGGCAGGCCGUGGAGGAGCACGUGGCCCUGCUGGGUGAGGGAGUGUGGAGUUACUGCAUGGUCGUCUUCACGACUACUGACAGGUCGAAGCACAUCGAAGCAGAAGAGCAUGUACGAACAGCAGGAAAGGCUCUUCACUGGUUGAUUGAGAAGUGCAGCCAGAGGAGUCACAGUGUUAACUUGACCGAUGACACUGAAGUCAUCGGGCUGCUUGAGAAAGUUCUGAAACUUGUCAGAGAAAAUGGAAACGGAGUGUUUGAAAUGCAGGAAAACAUUCUGCAGGUGACUGCGGAGGAGAAGAGAAGAGUGGAGGAGAAAGCGCAGCAGAGGUUCAUGCGAGUUAAAAAACACAGAUCACUGAUGCAAAGGAGGUUGAAACCAUUUACUGAUAUCAGGAUUGUGUUGGUUGGAGCAAAGGGUUCUGGGAAGACUUCAGUGCUGAAUACAAUCCUGGGCAAAUACAACACCCAGCCACACAGGAGAACGGCUCAGUGUCUGGUUGAAAAAGGAGUGGUGUUUGGCAGAGACGUGACUGUGGUGGACACUCCAGGCUGGUGGAUGAACUACUUCUGUGACGAGAGCACCGUCUUUGACCAGAGGGAGCUGGUGUUCAGUUUGUCUCUCUGUCCUCCUGGGCCUCAUGUGUUCUUGCUUGUGAUCCGUGUGGACAGGGCCUUCACUGAAACCUACAGGAGAGCAGUGCAGGAGCACCUGCAGCUGAUCAGUGACCACAUCUGGAGUCGUGUGCUUGUACUGUUUAGUGUCGGGGACUGGCUGGGAGGCACAACUACUGAGCAGUACAUUGAGAGUGAAGGAGAACCUCUGCAGUGGCUUGUGGAAAGAUGUGGGAACAGAUAUCACGUUCUGAACAACAAAACUAAAGGAGAUGGAUUUCAAAUCAGAGAGCUGAUUGGAAAGAUUGAAUUAAUGUUUGCUGAGGGUUACCAGUAUUACGAAAUAGAGAGGAGUUUGGUGGAACAGCUGGAGGUGAAAAGGAGAAGAGAGAAUGAAAGAGCCAAAGAGAGACGACUGGUGAAGGAGAAUUUCAGGCAGAUGGCAAAGUCUCAGUUGGAGAAGCUCAACCAUCUUCCAGAAAUGAGGAUAGUGCUUGUUGGUGGCAAGAAAACAGGCAAAAGUUCAUGUGGAAACACAAUCCUGAGCAGAGAGUGCUUCAACACAGACAUCCAAACCGCCUCCUGUGCUGAAAAACAAGGCAACAUUAACGGCAAGAUGGUUACUGUACUGGACACUCCUGGUGGCUUCCUUGUGACCUCUGAACUCCUUAUGGCUCCCUUGUCAUGUGCUAUCCUUCUCAUUGUUAACACGAGUUCCUCAUUCAAAAAUACUCACAGGGAGGAGCUGGAGAAGCAGCUGGAGGCUGGAGGAGGCCAAUUGUGGAGAAGAGCUGUUGUUUUGUUCAGCUACGGCGACUGGCUGAGCGACACAAACAUCGAGCAACGCAUUGAGAGUGAAGGAGAGCCACUGCAGAGGCUUGUCGAAAAGUGUGGGAACAGAUAUCACGUCCUGGACAACAAACACAUGGGAAAUGGAGCUCAAGUUGACGAGCUGAUUGACCUGAUGGAGGAGAUGCUGGUUGAAGAAAGGCUGGCGGCUCUUCACCAAGGUGAUCACAUGUGGAGAAGUGCUUCAGCAGCACGUGAGGAGCAGAGAGACACCGUGACACCGUGUGAGGAAGAUUUAAAUGUGUCCUGUGAUUUGACUGAAUCAGACAUUCCCACAACACCACAAGCAACACAGAGCUGCUCAGAUGCCACACCACAUCCUGGUGGACAGAUAGUGGCAUUACCGGCAGGAAGAGCAAGAGGACAGACACAGGACAGACACAGGUUCAUGGCCACCUUAGCCUCUCUGCUCGCUUAUAAAAAUGGUCUGAGGUGGACUGCAGCCGGUCAACAGGGAUUAGCAGCAAAUAUUCCCAUUUACAUCUCAACUGGUGAUCCUCACAACAGCCUGAGACUGAACCGUGAAAGCCAAGUGCGUCUGUUCUCGCCUACACGUCCAACAACCCUUGUGCUUUUACCUCAGAUACAGAACAGGCUGUUAACAGAAGAGAAUGUCCCUCAUGUGCAUUCCCUUUGCCACCCUGCCCUGAGAGAACGGACCCUCAGGAGGCUCACAGAGUGUGGAGGCCUGCAGCAGCUUAUCGACCAGUGGGGUGACAGCAGCCUGGAGGAACUGGAAGCCUUCAUUGAUGCAUACUUUGAGAUGGUGUGGGAACAAACCAUGGGGUCAUUUCAGCUGACUGAGCCUCACUCUCCUGUCCCAGAGCAGGACACUGUGGUCAGGGAGGCUGGACAGGAGGAAGUGCUGUCCUCCAUAGACAGGAAACUCUCAAAGCUGGAGCUGCUUGAAGAGAUCAGGACUGAUUUGUCAACACUGAGGGAGAGUCUGGAGCACAGCUGGACGGCCAUUCAGGAACUCACACAUAAGAGUACAGAAGAACCCAAUAAUUCAUGCUAAUAUGAGGAAAUCAACAAACAACAGUGGGAAGUAUAGCUGGAAUUAAUGAUGCAUACUAUGGCUUAAUAUUUUUUCUUUUUGUAUUUUUUUUUAAACCACAAUGGAUUCCCAGGAGUGACGCAAUCAAUGAAUCAAUGAAUCAACGAAUGAAUGAAUGAAUCAAUCAAUCAGUCGACAGAGUUAAAAAGAGUUAAAAUAUGCUGUAAAUGGGGUGAUCUAAAAAUCUGCUAAAAUCAAUCAAUCAACAAAAAAAAGAUACAAAAACACGAAAACAAAC